This is a messenger RNA of Vicia villosa (hairy vetch), 551 nucleotides long. RefSeq lists its product as uncharacterized. Bases 108 to 440 code for a protein of 110 amino acids. The record is from RefSeq and is a predicted model, not a curated record. The transcript is spliced from 3 exons. NCBI's taxonomy places the organism in Eukaryota, Viridiplantae, Streptophyta, Magnoliopsida, Fabales, Fabaceae.
GAAUAUUUGAUCCCCUAGAUUUUCCCCUGGCACUUGACAAGCUGCUGGAUCAGGAACUUGCGUUCAAAGUCAAGUGGCAACCAGAUUGGACAAAUUGCUCGGUCAUCAUGUUAGUGAAAGAUAAACCUGUUGUUAAUCAACUAAAAGUUGAAUGGGUGGCUGCAACUACAGUUAAUUCACAUCAGCUAUGUGCCCCUGUGAACCAUAUCAAGGAGAGUGUUGAUGAGGCUGUUCUUGUUGAUGAUUCCGACAUUGUUACGGAUCCUGAAAUUACUUCUAAAUUGCACCCUGAACCAGUCACACCUACGGCAAAAAGACAGAACCCGAAUCCAUCCAGUGAAUCUACCAGCCUUGCAACACACAGCGAAGGAGAUUUGUCUUCAACAAAACUUAAGAAACCAACGAGAAUCACUAGGAAAUUAGUGAAGAUUGAAAAAUAGUUUAUAACAUGGUCAUGGCUGCUAUUUUUUUGGGAAAUUUUAUGUAUGGAUUCAAUUUUGAAAAUACAUAUUUGGUUGUAAUAUUACAUUAUUACUCGACUACUGUUCGAU